CUGGGAGGAUGGUGUAAUCUUACAGUUACUGUGAGCAGCAAAACGUCGAUUCAGGCGGGGAUACAAAAUUCUACGGGGCAAAGAAAGUCAAGUGAACUGGGUUAUUUGACAGGGGCUCUGUUGCUUAAAUCGGGAACCGUCUGGCGUCCACUGCGCAAUAGAGAAAAACUGUUUGGUUUUCAUGGCGUCAAGGUGUGGUCUAACAUUGAAAUGGGGAAUAUGGAACGUAUUCCGAUCACACAAACGCUUUCUCGUACUGGGAAGGUACCGGCUACUUCAUCAGAGCCACAAUGCCCUCGUCCACAAGCGGUACCGCAGAAAGUUGAGCAACCAGAGGCACGUCUGCCGUUGCAACAAGUGGAAGUUUCUGGAACGCUCAACCAAGCUUCGUUAGGCUCAUCUGCGAAUGACGAAGUAGGCAUUUUCGAUUGUGAAUGGGGUAACUGUGGAUUUGUUUUUGCAAAUAAAGCCUUCUUUGUGAAGCACGUUGCUGAAGCUCACGUAAAGACAUCAAGAGUGUAUUGCUGUGAGUGGAAAAAGUGUAGCAGACAAGAGCCAUUUCUUUCAAAGCAUGAUUUGUCGCUUCACGUCAGGCGGCAUACCGGAGAACGUCCCAAUAUUUGUAAU
Enterobius vermicularis (human pinworm) is the source of this 627-nucleotide messenger RNA. The record is from the annotation of a GenBank genome assembly. NCBI's taxonomy places the organism in Eukaryota, Metazoa, Nematoda, Chromadorea, Rhabditida, Oxyuridae.